AUGCGGUCCUCCAGCUGGAGCUGGGCGACAGUCUUCUGUCUCCUAUUCUCCCUCUUUACUCCCGUAUUCAUGGUCAAGGAGCACGACUUCAAGAAGUGCGACCAGUCGGGCUUCUGUAAGCGUAAUCGAGCCUAUGCCGAUGCAGCCACCAGCUCUACCUGGGCAUCCCCAUACAAUGUCUUUGCCGAGUCCGUCGCCUUGAAGGACGGCAAACUCGAGGCCAUCAUCCUCAAGACCAUCGCUGAAGAUGGCGCGACUGUCCGAUUGCCAUUGACCGUUUCGUUCCUCAAGUCGGGCACCGCACGCGUCACCGUCGACGAAGAGAAGCGUAUCAACAAGGACAUUGAGCUCAGGCAUGGCAGCAGUGCCCGCAAAGAGCGCUACAAUGAAGCUGAGAAAUUCGCCAUUGUCGGUGGCUUGGACGUGGAUCCCGAAGCCAAGGUGGCGUUCGAGGACAAGGACCAGAUCACGGUCAAGUUCGGUCCCGAGGGCAAGUUCGAGGCUCACAUCAAGUUCGCACCUUUCGGCAUCGACUUCAAGAGGGACGGUAGCAGCCAGAUAAAAUUCAACGACCGAGGCCUCCUCAACUUGGAGCACUGGCGGCCCAAGACUGACAAGGCGGAGUACCAGAAGGAUUCUGAGGGCGAGAACAAGGAUGAGAACAAGGAUGAGAUCAAGGACGAGAAGCCACAAGGCGAGGACGAGAGCACGUGGUGGGAGGAGACUUUUGGAGGCAACACGGACACCAAGCCCCGUGGCCCUGAGAGCAUCGGUCUUGACAUAUCAUUCGUCGACUACGAGCAUGUCUUUGGUAUUCCAUCGCACGCCGGCCCCUUGUCUCUUAAGGAGACACGCGGUGGUGAUGGUAACUACAACGAGCCCUACCGUUUCUACAACCUGGACGUCUUUGAGUAUAUCCUUGACAGCCCCAUGAGUCUCUACGGAGCCAUCCCCUUCAUGCAGGCUCACCGCAAGGACUCUACCGUUGGUGUCUUCUGGCUCAACGCAGCUGAGACUUGGAUUGACAUCACCAAGGCCAAGUCGUCCAAGAACCCCAUGGCUCUGGGACUGGGCUCAAAGAAGACCACGCAGACCCACUGGAUCUCUGAGAGCGGAAUCCUGGACGUCUUUGUAUUCUUGGGCCCAAGCCCGAAGGACGUCAUCCAGAAGUACGGCGAGUUGACUGGCUUCACCGCCAUGCCGCAAGAAUUCUCUCUCGGUUACCACCAGUGCCGUUGGAACUACAUCUCCGACGACGAUGUCAAGGAUGUCGACCGUAAGAUGGAUAAGUUCCACAUUCCAUACGACGUCAUUUGGCUCGAUAUCGAAUACACCGAGGGUAAGAAGUACUUCACAUGGGACAAGGACAUGUUUAAAGACCCGAUCGGCAUGACCAAAGCGCUCGAUGAGCACGGCCGCAAGCUCGUUGUCAUUAUCGAUCCGCACAUCAAGAACGAGCCAGGAUACCCGGUAGUCGAGGAGCUCAAGUCCAAGGAUCUGGCAGUCAAGACCAAGGAUGGCAGUAUAUUCGAGGGUUGGUGCUGGCCCGGAGCUUCGCACUACAUCGACGCCUUCAACUCCAAGGCUGUUGAGUGGUGGAAGACCCUCUUCCAGUACUCCGCAUUCACUGGCACUGCCGAGAAUGUCUUCAUCUGGAACGACAUGAACGAGCCGUCUGUUUUUAACGGACCAGAGGUCACCAUGCCCAAGGAUAACCUGCAUCACGGCAACUGGGAGCACAGAGACGUGCACAACCUCAACGGCAUGACUUUCCACAACGCCACUCACCAAGCCCUCAUCUCCAGGAAGCCGGGUGAGAAGCGUCGGCCUUUUGUCCUCACCCGAUCCUUUUUUGCGGGCUCGCAGCGUCUCGGCGCCAUGUGGACUGGUGACAACCAGGCUUCCUGGGAGCACCUCGGCGCCGCCACCCCCAUGCUAUUGAGCCAGGGCAUAGCCGGAUUCCCUUUCUCCGGUGCCGAUGUCGGCGGCUUCUUUGGCAACCCUGAAAGCGAACUGAUGGCCCGUUGGUACCAGGCCGGUGCCUUUUACCCCUUCUUCCGUGGCCACGCCCACAUCGACGCCCGUCGCCGUGAGCCGUACCUCAUCGGAGAACCCUACACGUCCAUCAUGACCAAGGCGCUCCGUCUCCGCUACAGCCUGCUUCCCUCGUGGUACACGACCUUCCAGCAGGCCGCAACCCAGGGUACACCCAUCAUCCGGCCCAUGUUCUACACGCACCCGUCCGAUGAGGGUGGUUUCGCUAUCGAUGACCAGUUCUUCGUCGGCGAGACUGGUCUCCUUCACAAGCCCGUGGUCGAAAAGGACAAGAACACGGUGGACAUUUACAUCCCUGACGACGAGGUGUACUACAACUACUUCACCUACGCUGCCAUCGCCACGACCAAGGGCAAGCGCACAAUCAUGCCUGCACCUCUGGACACCAUCCCGCUCCUCAUGCGCGGUGGGCACAUCCUUGCUCGCAGGGACAUUCCCCGCCGUUCAAGCGCCCUCAUGCGCUUUGAUCCCUACACUCUUGUGGUCUCGUACCCCAAGUCAGGCGGCAAGGCCGAGGGUUCGCUGUACGUCGACGACGGUGACAGCUUCGACUACGAGACCCAGCAGUAUGUGCAUCGCAAGUUCGUGCUUGAGGACAACACCAUCUCGUCGGCCGACUUUGAGGGCCGUGACGAAGCUGCCCUGCGCAAAAUCAAGCCCGGCGCCUGGAUGAAGGCGUUUGACGCUGUGGUGGUGGACAAGGUUGUGGUCCUGGGAGUGCCAGCCUCCAGGUCUGCAGGUGACAGCAUAUCGGUCACCGUAGAGGGCACUGGUGCUGACGGAAAGGCAGUCAAGAAGACGGUCGAGGCCCAGCUUGUCAAGGAACCGACGCCGUAUGCCAUUGUUCGUGGCGUCGGGGUCCGUGUUUCGGCCGACUGGAAGGUUUCUUUGGCACUCUAA
Messenger RNA from Pyricularia pennisetigena, 2955 nucleotides. RefSeq lists its product as uncharacterized. Gene Ontology annotation, cellular component: glucosidase II complex. NCBI's taxonomy places the organism in Eukaryota, Fungi, Ascomycota, Sordariomycetes, Magnaporthales, Pyriculariaceae. The transcript has a single exon. Gene Ontology annotation, biological process: carbohydrate metabolic process; N-glycan processing. Gene Ontology annotation, molecular function: alpha-glucosidase activity; carbohydrate binding. The record is from RefSeq and is a predicted model, not a curated record. Bases 1 to 2955 code for a protein of 984 amino acids.